This is a messenger RNA of Rhizoctonia solani, 1629 nucleotides long. RefSeq names its product cytochrome C oxidase assembly protein COX15. Bases 1 to 1629 code for a protein of 542 amino acids. The record is from RefSeq and is a predicted model, not a curated record. Gene Ontology annotation, molecular function: oxidoreductase activity, acting on NAD(P)H, heme protein as acceptor. Gene Ontology annotation, cellular component: mitochondrial inner membrane. NCBI's taxonomy places the organism in Eukaryota, Fungi, Basidiomycota, Agaricomycetes, Cantharellales, Ceratobasidiaceae. Gene Ontology annotation, biological process: heme A biosynthetic process. The transcript is spliced from 4 exons.
AUGGCUCGUCUACUGGCGCCUCAGUGGGCAUCCUGCCUGAGACGUUCUGCCCUGUCAAAUUCGAUACUGGGGUCAGGCUCGACCCCUCUCCGUUCAUUCGGACACUUCGCUGCCCCAACUGUCAAAAACACUAGCACCACGACAUUAUGUGGAUCUAAGCUGCUCCGAAACAUGUCUGCGACGGCGAUCCCUCGACUAACAGUUUCCUUGACGCAAUUUAAUGGUUUCUUUACAUCUAGAAAAAUGGCGAGCGCUGCUUCUACUUUCGUCGAUAUUGAUAGCAAGCCGGAGGCCAACCAAAAUUCGACUCCGCCACCGCCAGAAGAGCCUAUUGAAACACCUGUGCUUUCGCCGCCCGUAGUCGGCCAUUGGUUGAUUGGUUGUGCCGGCUUAGUUUUCGCAAUUGUAGUCGUUGGCGGGAUUACCCGCCUAACAGAAUCAGGGUUAUCUAUUGUGGAAUGGAGACCUAUCACAGGUAUUCUUCCUCCACUUAGCGAGGCCGAGUGGGAAGAAGAAUUUACUAAAUACAAGGCCACUCCCGAAUUUAAGAUCCUGAAUCAUCGUAUUACAAUCGAAGAGUUUAAACAAAUAUUCUUUUGGGAAUAUGCGCAUCGUGUACUGGGCCGGAUAAUUGGUCUUGCAUUUGUUUUGCCUCUUGCAUACUUCGUCAUCCGCAAGCGCGUUCCUCGUUCUAUGUUCCUCCCUGGCCUGACUCGAUCACAACUUGGUUUACCGGCAUCCGCUCCAGCCCCUAACCCUCUCCCAUUACCGACUCUGACGCCAUACCUCGGCGGAUUGGCGCUGCUUAUCGGUGCGCAAGGGGCUUUAGGCUGGUACAUGGUGAAAUCUGGGCUCGCAGACUCGCUUUUGACGACGCCAGGCGCUGUUCCUCGUGUUAGUCAAUACAGAUUGGCUGCCCAUCUCGGGUGUGCCUUGGCUCUCUACGUUGGCAUGCUCGGAGGGGGCAUGGCGGUCAUAAGGGAUUGGAAAUGGGCACAUGGAAAAGCUAAGGGAAUUGAGGCACUAGAAAAGGCUCUGCAAAGCAACGCUGUCAAGGUUUUCAAGGCACGAGUGGGAGUUCUUGGAGCACUUGUGUUUUUGACAGCGCUUUCUGGGGCAUUUGUUGCUGGACUCGAUGCCGGGCUCGUGUACAACGAGUUCCCUACUAUGGGCGGUCGACUUGCCCCUCCUCGUGCAGAAUUGAUGAACCCAGCAUAUGCUCAAAGGGAAGACAAAUCUGAUCUGUGGUGGAGGAAUAUGUUGGAAAAUCCUAGCACAGUUCAACUUAACCAUCGUAUACUGGCCGUGACAACAUACCUUAGCACGGCACUGGUUUUCCUUCAUUCACGUCGUUCUGCGGUUCGCGUACUCCUUCCUGCUCAGACAAAACGAUUGGCAGCUCUAGCUUUUGGACUAGCUAAUAUUCAAGUAGCUCUUGGGAUCACAACCCUCUUGUACUUGGUCCCAGUACCGCUUGCCGCAUCUCAUCAGGCAGGAAGUGUUGCUCUCCUUACGGCAGUUAUCGCUCUUGCGACAAGCCUACGGAAGCCCGGUCGUGCUGCUCGAUUCUGGAAGCUUGCGGCGCAAAGAAACCAGGCUACAUUCACUACCAAACUCCCGCAAGCAUAA